GUCUUGACUAACGUAUCUUCGUGCUCCAAGAGACGGUUGUCGGCAUACAUAUUUCUCAAUUUCUCACUAGGGUGUUACAGGGGCUAGUAAUCUCGUAUCUUCGCGGAGACUUCCCAUCCCUAAUGGCUGGGAUUUCGAAACUGGAACAAGGAUAAGACCACAAGGAGACUCAUAUCCGCACGUGCUGAUGAUUUUUGGAAUUCAGCAUCCGUGAUCUACGAUUUCCAAAAAGUGACCGUAGGUUCAGUGGCGUUCCGCUACGUAUAAAAGAGAAUAGAUCGUGCGCACUUUCUAACAUCGAACCUCCAUGUCUUACAGAACGACAGUUCGGACCUUUGGCCCAUCUCCUGCUAGUGACAGUUUCCUCCUGAAAGGCCUGGAAGAUGCGCCUGAGACUAUUUCCACCGAGGCAGCAGACCAUUCUUCUAGCAGGGCAGAACUACGGAAUGUCAAGCCGAUUGCCUCCUACUCGUGGAUCGGAGGGCCGACACCUAGCAUCGCCGUUCCAGCUUCUCCACGCAUUUGGAAGACGACCACUGUUACGACCGUUCCCGCCGACUCCGGUGUCCAUUACGUCGAUCGUAAUACAUCGUUUAUGGGACGUCGUUCGGCUCUCAUCCCCAUAUUUGCUGCUGUCGAUUCACUGCAUGACGAUUUCCGGUAUCGUGACUUCGAUCUUGUGACGGACAGGAAUAACUUGCGCAAAUUGUUACGUUGCAUCGAUGGACAGCAUGAAAAGACCUUCCGCAUUGAUCUCGAUGUGUUAGGGAAGACGUGUCUCUUUACACGCCGCGAAGAAACCUUGGCGGAGACUCUCACAGAAUUCCGUGGAUACGGCCACGAGUAUGAAAUGGCUGCAACUAAACCACGUCGUGGCUCCGAAGACGAAAUCAGUCACCAUCGCAUCAUCAGCUACGAUUUCGGAGGGCUUAAAGUAUUGCUUCGUUAUGAAGUCGAUGCCUGUGCGGAGCCGGAAAGCGAGGAUGAUUCUUUCCUCGCCUCCUUCUCCACACUGAGCAUAGGGGCGACAGGAGGAGCGCCAACACUCUCUAAUGAUUCAGCCUUCUCCAGCCGUUUCGGGAUGAAAGUAAAGUUGACUUCACCUCGCUCGGUCCUUCCUCAGUCAAGCGUGAUCGAGAUUAAGACUAGAGCAGCACGCAGGGAACUGGACUGGAAAGAAGUCUACCCCCAGUUAUACCUGUCGCAAACAUCUUACCUGUACUUGGCAAAGCACACACGUGGCACAUUUGGUCGAGUGGAGAAGUUUCAGAUCAAUAGCGAAGGGAUGGCUGCCCACGCUAGAGAGGCUGAAGCUUCGAUGGCUAAAUUGGAGGCACUUCUGAGUGCUAUUCUAAAGGCCGUACGAAAAUAUGGCGAGGGAGUGCCUCUAAGUUUGGUGUAUCGUGCAGGGGAGUUACAGCUGUAUAAGCGCAAACAAGGGACUAGACGACUUUUCGGGAAGGACAUUUUGAGCAAGUUUCCGCGUGUAGCUGCUAACUGACGAAUUUGCUGACUGUAGGAGGAAAGAGAGAUUGGCAGAGGCAAUAGGUUGAUGAAAGCAAUUGCAAGUAGUGUUUUUUGACAGUUUUUCGGACAUCCU
Messenger RNA from Pisolithus orientalis, 1600 nucleotides. RefSeq lists its product as uncharacterized. The coding region runs from base 308 to 1501 and encodes 397 amino acids. The record is from RefSeq and is a predicted model, not a curated record. The transcript has 3 exons. Lineage: Eukaryota; Fungi; Basidiomycota; Agaricomycetes; Boletales; Pisolithaceae.